GCUGUGUUUGGUUCAGUUUGAGCAGGUAUUGUAGCAGUUGUAAUAAAGCUUGCGAAGCAAUGUGUAACGUAACCUGGUAGUGACCAUGCUCAAACUGGCCAAUAUGUAUCAACAUUGUAAGUGUCAUCAAUGAGUACUUUUACUUAGAAAUAAUGUUGUUUGAAUGGUAACGGUAAAGUUUUUACUUAGCAAGUACCGUACCGAGGGAAGACGCGAUAGUUAAGUACUGUAAGUAGUGUGUUGCCCGAUCACCGCCGUGAGGUCGAGAUGGCUGUGGCUGAUAUUUCGAUUUGAGGCUACGAAACAAUGUUUGCAGCUAAGCCCAGGAGGGCCUACAAUUACACAGCUUAUACGGAAUAUUAACUAGUAUCUGAUGUGCUUGUAUUAGCGGAAUUCUGAGCUUUCACUUAAAUGUGUAUACCGCUUUUGAAUGUUAUUUACCGAUUUCGUUGUGGACAAAGCAAUUGAUUUGGAUGUUUUUGUUUACCAGCCAGACAACUUGAAACCAACUAAUACAAUGGUAUAUUCUUGAUGAAGAACAGAAAAUCUUCAUGCACUCAAUGAAAAACGAAUAUUAGCAAGAUGUCUUCAUUAAUUUGUUGUCAUCACCCAUUUAAGCUUUCCUUUAAUUGGAAGUCUUCCAUUGUUUUUUGUUUCAUAGCAAUAAUAUUUGCUAGAACUACUAAUGGUCAGGCGGAUGUUACUUUUGAAGUUGAAGAAGGACUUCCGGCGGGUACUAUCAUAGGGGUUUUAGGCAAUCCACCAUAUGAAAACUCUUUUGAUAUAUCUGAAUGUACUAGCUAUAUUGCUUUUGAAAAAUUGGAUGGAACAUUAAAAACAAAGGAAAUACUUGACAGGGAGACAGUUGCUUCUUGUGAACUUAUUGUGUUUUCAGUGUCUAAUGACGUAAUCCAAGUAAAAGUGGAUAUAAUUGAUAUCAACGACAAUCCGCCAAUAUUUCCAAAUCCGUCGUCAGUUAUGAAUAUUUCUGAAUCUACUCCAUUAACUCGCCUAAAUAUUGAUUAUGCGACGGAUGCAGAUAGCGUCGUGUAUGGCAUAAAGAGAUAUGAAAUAUUAUCAGGAAAUGAAGAAGGGACUUUUAACUUGUCCUCAAAAUCUCUUCCAAGUGAAGACACACUUUUCUUGGACCUGGAACUUCUAUCAGAAUUAGACCGAGAACGAGUGGCACAGUACACACUGGUUAUCGCUGCUUAUGAUGGCGGUAAUCCGUCUCUUAGUGGCACAACUACACUUAUCAUCAAUGUGGAGGAUGUUAACGAUAACGCACCAAUGUUUUUAUUGACAAGUUAUUCAGCAACUGUGAAUGAAACCGUUCCGGUCGGCACACGGAUCCUAGCUGUCACAGCGACAGAUCUUGAUGAAGGUCCAAAUGGACGGAUUUUUUAUGAGAUCAAUCGAAGGCAGAGCGAUCCUAAUGAAAUCUUUCGAAUUGAUCCUUUAACAGGUGAUUUGUACUUGAAUAAGCCGCUUGAUUAUGAAGUCCAGCAAACUCAUGAGAUAAUUGUUGUAGCUAAGGAUAGCUCACCUGAUCCACUGGAAAACACUGCCUUCGUAACUAUUACAGUAACAAAUAUUAACGAGGGCGCACCGACAAUCAUGAUCUUGUUUUUUAGCAAUGAUGGUAACCCCAAAAUUUCAGAGGAUGCUGAACCCGGUGAUUAUAUUGGCCGUGUUUCUGUCAAUGAUCCGGAUGAAGCUGAAUUAACCAAUGUUAGUGUGAUUCUAACCGGUGGUAAUGGUAAUUUUGGCAUUGAAACAAGUGACAACAUAAUCUAUCUGGUCUGUAUAAAGCGUGUUCUCGACCGUGAACAGACACCAUACUACAAUUUAACCAUCUUUGCAAAUGAUUACGGUAGUCCACCGCUCAACGCCCAUAAAAAUUUCAUUUUAGAGAUAUUAGAUGUGAAUGACAAUCCCCCUGAAUUUGACCAAUCUGACUACUACCCUCAAAUUCAAGAGGUGGCUGACCCAGGUACAUUUGUCACCCAAGUCGGAGCAACUGAUGCUGAUGCAGGCGUCAAUGCUCAGAUCACCUAUAGCAUAGCCAGUGGCCCACAAGCAUCGUGGUUCCAUGUGAAUCCUGUCUCUGGACUAAUUACUACAAGUUCUCAAGUGGACCGAGAAAUUUCCUCCGUCGUGGAUCUUACGGUAGUUGCAAGUGAUGGUGGAACGCCGUCAUUGUCAUCAAGUGCGAUGGUUCAUGUGACUAUACGUGAUGUGAAUGAUAAUCAACCGCAGUUUACUCCAUCGUCGUACAAUGCCAGUGUUCAUGAAGAUAUUGCUAAUGGAACAUGUUUGCUUCAGGUAAGUCAAAGUUCAAUACUAAUAAUGUUUAUUCAUACAAAUUGUUUAUUCAGAUUCAAAUUGAAUUAUAAACAAUCAAAAGUUCUGUUAAGAUUAUCAAAUUUUAUUUGACAAAAACAAUGUUGUAUGCCCA
Anneissia japonica is the source of this 2458-nucleotide messenger RNA. Its product is annotated as protein dachsous-like. Gene Ontology annotation, molecular function: calcium ion binding. NCBI's taxonomy places the organism in Eukaryota, Metazoa, Echinodermata, Crinoidea, Comatulida, Comatulidae. Bases 583 to 2436 code for a protein of 617 amino acids. The record is from RefSeq and is a predicted model, not a curated record. Gene Ontology annotation, biological process: homophilic cell-cell adhesion. The transcript is spliced from 2 exons. Gene Ontology annotation, cellular component: plasma membrane.